Molecule: messenger RNA, 1804 nt
Organism: Callorhinchus milii (elephant shark)
Lineage: Eukaryota; Metazoa; Chordata; Chondrichthyes; Chimaeriformes; Callorhinchidae
Gene: sugt1
Product: SGT1 homolog, MIS12 kinetochore complex assembly cochaperone
Exons: 13
Coding region: 123-1127 (334 amino acids)
Biological process (GO): protein stabilization
Molecular function (GO): protein-folding chaperone binding
Source: RefSeq, a predicted model, not a curated record
GAGGACCAGCGGCGUUUGUUCGGUUUACUCUUGCCUCCUGAAGUUGAUUCCUUGGCGCGGGGCAACCGUCAGUCUCCUGCGUCGCUCCAGAAGUUUCUGUGGUGGAAAAAAAAGCGGAGAGGAUGGCGUCCGGCGGCGAGAGACUCUUCACCAUGGAUGAUGCUGUUGUGGAGGAUCCGGAGCACGCAGUAGAGGAGCUGACUGCAGCACUAGAACAGAAUUUGGACAAAGCAGAGCUUUACUGCCAAAGGGCUUGUGCGCAUACACUGCUUCAGAAUUUCAAGGAUGCUCUUGAAGAUGCCAACAAAGCCCUUGAACUGAAACCAAACUGUGCUGAAGCAUAUCUUAGAAAAGGAGUUGUGGAGUAUCACUUGGAAAUGUAUCGGUCAGCGAUGGAAUCAUUUAAAAGAGGACAAGAGUUAGAUGAUGAUAACGAUGCCUUUGAAACUUGGAUCACAAAAUGCAAUGGAAACCUCAGUCCAACGGGACAGGAAUGUGUAACAGCUGAAGAGAUAUGUGCACACAACGUGGAAGUACCAAAAUUAAAAUAUGAUUGGUAUCAGACAGAGUCUCAUAUUAUCAUCACAAUAAUGAUCAAGAAUGCAAAGAAGGAUGAUGUGAACGUGGAGUUUACUGAAGGAAAUAUGAAUGCAACAGUGAAGCUUUCGUCGGAGGAAAAUUACAAUUUGAACCUGAAGCUGCUGCAUCCCAUAGCAUUCCAGCAUUGUAUCACCAGAGUGCUGGGAACAAAGAUUGAGAUAAAAAUGAAAAAGACUGAAGCCAUCCGGUGGGAAAGCUUGGAAGGGGAAGGAAUCGUAAUGAGUGUAAAACACUUCACCCCAGAUCAGAUGCAUCAGUAUCCAUCAUCAUCUCACCACACAAAAAAUUGGGAUCAGCUGGUAAUGGAAAUUAAGGAGGAGGAGAAGAAUGAAAAACUUGAGGGAGAUGCUGCUCUAAACCAGCUCUUUCAGAAGAUUUACGCAGAUGGUUCUGAUGAAGUGAAACGUGCCAUGAACAAGUCAUUUACUGAAUCCGGAGGCACUGUUCUGAGCACAAAUUGGUCUGAAGUGGGGAACAAACAAAUCGCUGUGAGUCCCCCAGAUGACAUGGAGUGGAAGAAACUUUGAUAUUCUAAGCACCAUGAAUUCAUCUUUAACAGCAGCUUAUGGACAUUCUUCUGUUCCAGCACUGAUUAAGUACUAGAGUGUAUGCACUAGCCUUGGAUGAUCUCUGCAUGAACUUUAGACAUUAUUUUGCCUAAUGUUAGUCUUAGAGAAAGUUGUGUUAAAUUUUUACUUUUUUACAAUUAAAAUUGUCAGCAUUUUCCCUACACAUGAAAUAAGUUUGGUUUCUGUUAUAGGUAGAACGAUUUUCACACAUAUGAGAAUGUUUUAUAUCUACCCAAGGUUGCACUGUAAUUGGUAGUCAUCAACCAAUCGUUUUCUCAUGGCAUUGGUAUAAUUGUACCACAAUUCAUUAGGUAGACAAUAGCAACAAAUAUAAUUAGACCAACAUAAUUAUGAAAUUGGAUUUGCAUUAAAAAUUAUACCAAAUUCUUUGUUUCAACAUUAAAUGUUUUCUUAUGUAAGAAGGGACAGGUUUAGGUGAACAAUGUGAAAAUGUACAAGUUGUGUUAAAAUAUCACUUAUAAAAUUGAAAGUUUUACUUUCUCCUAUUGUUAAAUCAAUUGACUUUGUUAAAUCAAGUACUUUUUUUUGCUUUGGAUUCUCAAUAUGCUUUAGUGGAUCUUACUUGUGUCUUGUUUUUUGAGCAAAAAAUGUAAAUACAUUGUUUAAAUACUGCA